GGAAAAUGAACCAGAAAGUGAGCAUGGGGGGCGUAAUGCUGCAAGUGAAGGGACAAGGAACGAGCAUGGCAGCGUGAAAUAAUGGAAAAGCUUGAAUGUAGAGGAAGGCGUUCGGUGUGCCCUCAGAGGUUUGAAAUGUGUUGGGGGCAAGCAGACUUUUAUUGAAGAGAAAAGAGACUGCAAAGCUCGAGGCGAGACAGAGGGAAGGACAGCUUGAGGCAGCUGACCAACCUGGCUGGAAAUCAAAUAAUCAAGGCUCGAAGGAUUUUCUAGUUUCCUCAGGCACCAGCAUGAUGUUGGAAAACCAUUUAUAGAGGAGAAGCUUUCGGAUUGCAAGGGGUAGAUAUCGAGAGAGGAAGAGAAAUCGAGAGUGAAAAAGAGGGCAUCUGAGCAGUGACGGAGAAAUUAGGGCAAUAGGGUGAAAGAAAAAAUCUCAGGGAAGAGAUCUGAGGAAGAGGCAGUUCUGUUCUUCCUCUGAGAACCGAGAGAAAUAGCGACCUAUAGGAAGAGAGGAAGAGCAGAGAGUGAUUUGGGAAGAAAAGGCGCAGCAGAAGAGUGCAUAAGGGGAGCUGGAGCAAGUGAGGAUUUCUGCGCUGUUUUGCCAGAGACUCUUCUUCCUUCGGUCUCCUGGUUCACAGAGGAAGGAAGCAGAGGGGUGAAAGCAAGGGUCUCCAAGGCCUUGUAGUAAGUUGCAAAGAACACCACCGUGCGAAAAUUGGAAACUGAAACGUCUUGAGCAUCCUUCCACCUACAGCUAGUGCAGUGAUAUCUUCAGUUCUCAGUUUGGCUGUUUCUUUGACUACCUGAAGGGUUUACUGAUUUUCAACAUGGUUGUAAGAUCAUUUGUUUUGAAGCGACACAUAUCGACUUUGCCUCACCUAUCUGAGAGAAUAAAGCAAACCGAGAAUGAGAUUGUACAAAUGUUCCUGGUACAAAGUCCUGAUAAUAGAGUGGAAAACUUGCCAAUGAAUCGAAAGUUGUUAAGGAGGGAUCUAUCAGUCCGGAGGUUAGACGAGAGGUUUAUAAGAAUUUUGAAAAUAUUCAAAUGGGGGCCUGAUGCGGAGAAGGCACUGGAAGUACUUAAGCUGAAAGUGGAUCAUAGAUUGAUUCGUGAGGUUCUCAAGAUAGACGUGGAGAUCAGUGUUAAAAUCCAGUUUUUCAAGUGGGCAGGGAAGAGAAGGAACUUUGAACAUGACUCUACCACAUAUAUGGCGUUAAUCCAUUGUUUGAAUGAAGCAAGGUGUUUUGGUGAACUGUGGAGGACAAUCCAGGAUUUGGUUCGUAGUAGAUGUGUUAUUAGUCCAGCAGAACUGUCUGAAAUUGUGAAAAUAUUGGGUAGGGCAAAGAUGGUGAAUAAAGCUCUCUCUAUAUUUUGCCUUAUCAAAGCUCGACGAUGCAAACCAACAUCAAAUACUUACAACUCCGUGAUCUUGAUGCUAAUGCAACAAGGUCAGUAUGAAAAAGUUCAAGAGCUUUACAAUGAGAUGUGUAAUGAAAGUAACUGUUUUCCAGAUACAGUAACAUUCACUGCACUUGUAUCAGCACUUGGAAAAUUAGGUCGUUAUGAUUCUGCCAUUGGGUUGUUUGAGGAGAUGAAGGAGAAUGGCUUACAGCCUAACCCGAAGAUAUAUACAAUCUUGAUGGGAAUUUAUUUCAAGUUGGGUAAAGUCGAAAAAGCUUUGGGCAUAGUUGAGGAGAUGAAAGCCAAGGGUUGUGUGCCUACUGUCUUUACUUAUACAGAAUUGAUAAAGGGAAUUGGUAAAUCUGGGAGGGUUGCGGAGGCCUACAGUAUAUUCAUGAAUAUGCUGAAAGAGGGUUGUAAACCUGAUGUUGUGCUUAUAAACAAUCUAAUGAACAUUUUAGGCAAGGCAGGUCGUUUGGAAGAUGUUAUUAAACUUUUCAAUGAUAUGAAGUCUUGGCAGUGUACGCCCAAUGUUGUGACGUAUAAUACUGUAAUAAAAGCUUUAUUUGAAUCCAAAGCUCCUGCUUCUGAGGCAGCAUCAUGGUUUGACAGGAUGACUGCAAAUGGUAUCAUUCCUAGCUCAUUUACUUACUCAAUUCUUAUUGAUGGCUUUUGCAAAACUAAUAGAGUAGAAAAAGCAUUGCUGCUUCUUGAAGAGAUGGAUGAAAAAGGUUUCCCCCCUUCUCCAGCUGCAUAUUGCAGCUUGAUCAACAGUCUUGGCAAGGCAAAACGGUAUGAAGCUGCAAAGGAGUUGUUUCAGGAAUUGAAAGAAAAUUGCGGGGAUUCAAGUGCUCGGGUGUAUGCGGUGAUGAUCAAACAUUUAGGGAAGAGUGGCCGUCUGAGUGAAGCUGUAGAUCUUUUCAAUGAGAUGAAGAAACUUGGGUGCAAUCCUGAUGUUUAUACUUAUAAUGCGCUCAUGUCAGGGAUGGUAAGGGCUGGUAUGAUAAAUGAAGCUCAUUCAUUGUUUAGAACUAUGGAACAAAAUGGUUGCAAUCCAGAUAUAAAUUCACAAAAUAUAAUUCUAAAUGGCUUGGCUAGAACUGGUGGGCCAAAGCGGGCAAUGGAAAUGUUUAUAAAAAUGAAAGAUUCUAAAAUCAAGCCUGACGCAGUGUCCUAUAAUACUCUUCUUGGCAGUCUUAGCCGAGCUGGAAUGUUCGAGGAGGCUGCACAACUGAUGAAAGAGAUGACUUCAAAAGGUUUUGACUAUGAUCUCAUCACUUAUUCAUCAAUACUUGAAGCAGUUGGCAAGGUUGAUGAAGAUCAUAAUCCUGUCAUUUAGUGGAGGGACCUAGUUUGAUAAGAUUCAAAUUUGCAGGUUAUUUAUUACUCUUGUUGCUUAUUGAUUAGGCUCUUUUGUACCAUAAGAUUGUGUCCUAUAAUUUUUGGACUGUUGAAUCAUUACAACAAAAAGGAUUUGGUAACUA
Messenger RNA from Carica papaya (papaya), 2886 nucleotides. The record is from RefSeq and is a predicted model, not a curated record. NCBI's taxonomy places the organism in Eukaryota, Viridiplantae, Streptophyta, Magnoliopsida, Brassicales, Caricaceae.